AUGGCUGCCCCCGAUGACUGGAAAGCGACCAACCGCACGAUCCAGAUCCUAAAGGCAGCCGAGGAAGGCAAAUAUGGUGUCAUCGCCGCCAUCGCGUACAAUAUAGAGCAGAUCCUAGGCCUCGUACGGGCUGCCGAGAAGGCGCACUCCCCGCUCAUCAUCCAGUUCUUUCCCUGGGCCAUCACCUUCUCGGACGGCCUGCUCGUGCGCACGGCCGCCGACGCCGCCCGCCGCGCCAAGGUGCCCAUCUCGAUCCACCUUGACCACGCGCAGGACGAGGCCAUCAUCAAGCGAGCGGCCGACGAACUGCCGUUUGACAGCAUCAUGGUCGACAUGUCGCACUACGAAAAGGCCGAGAACCUGGCCAAGACGGCGCGCUGGGUCCGCUACUGCCACGAGCGGCGUAUCGCGACCGAGGCGGAGCCCGGGCGCAUCGAGGGCGGCGAGGACGGCGUCAUGGAUACGGCCGACCUGGAGGCGAGCAAGACGACGCCCGAGGAGGUGGACGACUUCAUCGCCACGGGGGUGGAUGCCCUGGCGCCCGCGAUUGGUAACGUGCAUGGCGAGUAUGGCCCCGAGGGGCCACAGCUUGACUUUGAGCGAUUUGCGGCAAUCCGCGCCCAAGUCAAUGGCAGAGUGAGACUAGUGCUCCACGGGACGAACGGGUUCAAGUCGGAGCUGAUGAAGGAGUGCAUCGCGGCGGGCGUAUCCAAGAUCAACGUCAACAGGCUGGUGUUGGACGACUACUACACGCAUCUGCGGUCACAAGUCUCGAAUGUGCCUCACACGGCCCUCAUAGAGCAGGGCGUAGAUAAGGUAAUUGCGCAGACGGUGGAGUGGAUGGAGAUAUGUGGUUCUGCCGGUAAGGCGUAG
Messenger RNA from Phialemonium atrogriseum, 873 nucleotides. Its product is annotated as ketose-bisphosphate aldolase. The record is from RefSeq and is a predicted model, not a curated record. Gene Ontology annotation, biological process: carbohydrate metabolic process. NCBI's taxonomy places the organism in Eukaryota, Fungi, Ascomycota, Sordariomycetes, Cephalothecales, Cephalothecaceae. The transcript has 2 exons. Gene Ontology annotation, molecular function: aldehyde-lyase activity; zinc ion binding. Bases 1 to 873 code for a protein of 290 amino acids.